Messenger RNA from Melopsittacus undulatus (budgerigar), 3157 nucleotides. RefSeq names its product negative elongation factor complex member A (gene NELFA). The record is from RefSeq and is a predicted model, not a curated record. Gene Ontology annotation, biological process: negative regulation of transcription elongation by RNA polymerase II. The transcript has 11 exons. Lineage: Eukaryota; Metazoa; Chordata; Aves; Psittaciformes; Psittaculidae. Gene Ontology annotation, cellular component: NELF complex. Bases 353 to 1972 code for a protein of 539 amino acids.
GCCAGGCCCCGCCGCGGCUCGGCAUCCUGCUCCCGGUGCUCGGCCCGCGGGGAAGUGAGAGCGGACAGUAAGGGACACUGAAUGGAGGCUGGAGAGACACUUCCCUCCGGUGAAGCGGCGCCAUAUUGCAGUACGGCGGAGAAGCUGUGGCGGGUGCCAUUUUGCAUCUGAACGGGAGAUGAAUAGAGACUCGCUCUUUGUUGCCACCUGGGCGCCGCCAUUUUAGGUUACGGCGGAAUCUCCACCUUCCCUAGCGCAACCUCAUUGGGCGCCGCCAUUUUGGCUGACGAACAGGAAUGCGACCCGCAGGGGUCCUUACCCCUCCCUUCCUCCCUUUAGGUGUCUUCAUAAAAUGCCCGUUGAGAAUCCCCUCUUUUUUCGCCCCGCUCCCAAGAUGGCGUCGAUGCGGGAGAGCGACACUGGCCUGUGGCUGCACAACAAACUGGGUUCCACAGACGAGCUAUGGGCGCCGCCGAGCAUUGCCUCGCUGCUCACGGCUUCGGUGAUCGACAACAUCCGCCUCUGUUUCCACGGGCUCUCCUCUGCCGUCAAGCUCAAGCUACUCCUGGGGAUGCUGCACCUGCCCCGCCGGGCGGUGGAUGAGAUGAAAGGGGCACUGACUGAAAUUGUCCAGCUUGCUACCUUGGAUUCAGACCCUUGGGUCUUAAUGGUAGCUGAUAUUUUAAAAUCCUUUCCAGAUACUGGCUCCCUUAACCUUGAUCUUGAAGAACAGAAUCCCAAUGUUCAAGAUAUUUUAGGAGAACUUAGAGAAAAAGUAAGUGAAUGUGAAACUUCAGCUAUGUUGCCGUUGGAAUGCCAAUACUUAAACAAAAAUGCCUUGACAACACUAGCUGGGCCACUUACUCCCCCAGUGAAACACUUCCAGCUGAAAAGGAAACCUAAAAGUGCCACUCUCAGAGCUGAACUCUUGCAGAAGUCAACAGAAACUGCACAACAGCUCAAGAAGACUGCAGGAGUGCCUUUCCAUGCCAAAGGCAGAGGCCUGGUCAAAAAGAUAGAUACAACAACACCACUCAAAGGAAUUCCAAAACAAGCUCCGUUCAGGAGUACUUCAGCACCCAGUGUAUUUAGUUCUUCUGGAAAUAGAACUCCUAUUCCUCCUUCAAGAACACCUUUGCGCAAAGAAAGAGGAGUAAAGCUUUUAGAUAUCUCUGAGCUGGAUAUGGUGGGUGCUGGCCGUGAAGCUAAGAGAAGAAGAAAGACAUUAGAUACAGAAGUUGUGGAAAAGCAAGCCAAAGAAGAAACGGUAGUAGAAAAUGCUACCCCAGAUUAUGCUGCUGGCCUUGUGUCUACACAGAAACUUGGCUCACUGAACAAUGAGCCUGCACUACCUUCUACAAGUUAUUUACCUGCUACACCCAGUGUGGUGCCAUCGUCCUCGUAUAUCCCAAGCUCUGAAACACAGCCAGCUGGCUCUGCACGAGAGGCCUUGCAGACUACCCGACAGACCGAGGAGCCUACAGCUCCCACUGCUACUACAACUCUUCCUGCACAGUUCAAACAAAGAACACCCAUGUACAAUAGUAACUCAAACCCACCUGCAGCCACACCUACCUCACCUCUAACACCUACCACACCUCCUGCCAUUUCCCCCGCGGCACAGGCACCACAAGUGGCCCCCCAAACUCAGCAACAGCCGCCACCGAAAAAGAGCCUCUCUCUCACAAGGGAGCAAAUGUAUGCUGCACAGGAAAUGUUCAAGACUGCAAACAAAGUUACAAGGCCAGAAAAGGCUCUUAUACUUGGAUUCAUGGCAGGAUCCAGAGAGAAUCCUUGCCAAGAGCAGGGUGACAUCAUCCAAAUUAAACUUAGUGAGCAUACAGAAGAUUUACCAAAGGCAGAUGGCACUGGCAGCACCACUAUGUUGGUUGACACGGUCUUUGAAAUGAACUAUGCUACUGGUGAAUGGACCAGAUUCAAGAAGUACAAACCUAUAACUAAUGUUUCCUAAGAGAUGCAGCAACAGCAGACUGGACCAAAUCAAGCUCAGAGUCAACCAGCUCUUAGAGUAUGUCAACUGUACAAAAUGGCAUUCAUGUGUACAUUUCUUAGUACCUUCCAGAAUAGAAGUUGUGGCUCUUUGACUUAACUGAGCUCAGUGAACACAAAAGAUGGUGUCAAAUCUGCUUUUUCUUUUUUAAUCAUGGGAGAGGGAAAGGUGAUCUGGGGGGUGGGGGGGAAGAUGUUGGUGUGUUUCUAUUUUCCUGCAGUUCAAGAUGCCAGAAAAGAAGAUCACAACUGAAAGAUUACAGAUGGGAGCAGUUUACUUCUGAGUACCAGAAGAGAAGACUACUGCACAGUCAUUCACGGUUUACCACUAAACAGGGGCAGAGAUCUUCAUUGUUAAAAGGUUUUCUUUGGCUACAUGGGUUCUAUUGUAAGAAUGGACAUUAAAGCACCACAGGCUGGUGCUUGAUGGUUUUGUAAUUCAGCUGCAGUAUAACUAAGUAUUGCAGGUGGUAGAUGUCCAGUGUCUAAUGGUACCCACUGUGUUUAGCUUAUUUAUGCUUGGGUGAUAGGAUAAGAUGGAGCAGCUUUGUUAACUCACUGUAUUGUUAGUGUCCAUGCCCAGCAUGAGUUAAUUUAUACCUGACAUUAUUUGAGAUCAGGAGAAACUGAGUGUUGGACCUUUCUGAAGAAAAACAAAACCAAAAUUAAGAAGAAAGUAAUGAGUCUUGUCACUGCCUAGAAAUGAUGGCCCUUUGCUAUGUAAGUACAAGUUGAUCUGUGACUCUUGCAUAGCAAGCUGUUGAACAGCAUCACUUACCUGCAGGGAAGUGAAACUAAGAUCUCAAGACCAGUUGCAGCUUAAUUUAACAAUGGCCCUAGAAAUGGGUGAGUGACACCUAUCUGAACACAGGUGGUUGGAAAGGUUUGUUGUCUAGAGGCAGUGUUAGUUUGUUUGGUUGAGCUUGAGGCCCUGAUACAAACACAUCUGAAUGACUGUAGCUGUGGUUCCUACCAGUGUAGUUAUAUCAGUGUCAUCACUAAUGUGGCCACAAUUAUACUGGCAUAUAAAUGUGCCUUAUACUUGUCCCCUUCUAGUAGAAGCACAUUUUUAUCUUUAUAACUGUGUUCACACCACUGGUAUAAUUUGGCUUUAAUAGGACAAAUAAAGCUUGCUUUUAUUGGGAGA